Cyclocybe aegerita is the source of this 2475-nucleotide messenger RNA. Lineage: Eukaryota; Fungi; Basidiomycota; Agaricomycetes; Agaricales; Hemipholiotaceae. The record is from the annotation of a GenBank genome assembly.
AUGUCUUUCGUCGAGCGCCUUCCUCCGGAAAUCACGACAGUGAUAUUCAAACAGUGCAUCCCACCGUUAUCGAAGCGCCCAGGCGACUCGUAUCCAAGAAGUUCUGACGCCCCUCUUGUCCUGACGGUCGUCUGCUCGUCCUGGCGAGCAUUCCUUCUUGAUUGUCCCACCCCUUGGACAAACUUAUUUCUAACGAACAAAAUAAAGGUCCCCGGAGUCGUUCAACGGGUACGAGAAUGGUAUACACGAAGCAAAGGCUCUCCGGGAAUGCAAGUAUCGUUGAGGCAAUUGCCACUGGAAUGGGUCAAAUGGGCUCGAGCCUGGCAUCCUGACGAGGAGACAAGAAGAGAAUUACAAGCAGAAUACGACACCCAUUGGCGGGCGCUCAUUCAAGUAACCCUUGUGGAGCAUUCAGAGAUAAUCCAGGACCUGCGUCUAUAUGUCUCGGACGUGAAAGGCAGUCAAAUAUUCUUCGAUAUACCAAGCGGGAGCUUGUGCAACCUCGAAUCUCUUACCCUCGAAAUUGACAACUACAAUUCGCGAUUCCCGACAACGGUCUUUGCAGCAGCGCACAGGCUCCGUCGUGUGAGUCUGUGCUUUCAUUCCGGAUUGCUGUUAGACCCAGAAGUGCCCGACGGGGAAGCUUUGGUACUCCCUUGGGCUCAGUUGACAGAGCUUAUUCUACCCCUCAAGCCUGUCUACCCGGCAAUGCUUUCCAAUGUGCUGUAUCGCUCCCCGAACCUACGUAAAUUGGCACUGGUUGUGACAGGAAGCGCCCUCGAAGACAAUGCCUUCAGGUUCGUAGAAGGGCCUUUAGUGGCACCCCACCUUCGCGAACUCGCUUUGUGCCUAUCCAGCGGUCCACCUGCCAAUCUAUCUCUCCUCGACAAUGUCGUGCUUCCAUCCCUAUCUUGCCUAAUCAUUCAGGACGCCUCAACGGCCUUGACGUCUUCCUUUUUUCAUUGGAAUAUGACCAGAACACCCACUCAUUUCCUACAUCAAAUUCGGCAACUUAGGAAGCUUUCAUUGGAGGGGCCCAUGCCCCACUUGACGGGUAAUGUUUUGCUGGAUAUACUGGCUUUCGUACCUCUUCUUGAGGACCUUCAACUCGACGCGACCAUACCUGAAUUCCUCCUCCUCCUCCUACGUGGGCUAACAUGGCACCAAGUCCGAAACGAAGCGCGACAGGAUCAUGACAAUUCAUCCUCCAGCACGACUCUCCUUUCCAAACUCUCCACUUUUGGUGUCCACUUCAACGAGGGGCUCUACGGUAAUUUGUCGCAAUUCUUCAUAGACAUGUCGAAUUUCAAUGUCGACUUCGUGGCCAUGGUGAUCUCACGGAGCCCGCAUCUGACCCUUGAAGUCUCACUGGACGAAAAGGGCGUUGCCUCGUCUCCUACCUGCGAACUGUUCGCAUCUAUAUCACAACCUCCUGGAACCGCCCCGGGGCACUUGAUAUCGACGAUUUGUCCAAACGUGCAGAUUAUCCAGAGUCCGGCGGCUAUCUUGGACCACCCGGAAGCCAUCCAGAAGCUAUAUCUAUCUGUCGUCAACAUGGACGGGAGUAAGCGUGUUUUCCAGGCGUCAAAUGACCCGUUCACCAACAUCGAAGUGUUGGAGUUGCAGAUCCAGAAAGGGCGUUUCGACCCAUCACGAGUGUCGGUUUCCACAACGACGCCAAAGUUGCGUCGUGUUUGCAUCGGAAUUUCCCCGCUAAAACUACCGCACGGCCUGGAGGGAGAGUGGCUCUCUUGGUCCCAAUUGACGUCACUUGGCCGCGCUCGACGGGCAAAAUCGACACUCAUCACCAUCAUCCAACAUUGUCCGGACCUGCGAAAAAUGGCGUUGCAGGUCAAUGAAGAGGGAGAAGCCCCCGACGUACAGGACAGGUUGUUGCACGCUGUCUUCGCGAGCUUGGAGUGCGGUCGCGUCGUUACCCACCAGCGGACCUUUCCAUGUUCGCCAACAUCGGGCUGCCCUCCCUUUCUUUUCUCGCUAUUCAAGACGUUCCUUCACCUGCUUCACCUGCUCCGAUCACUUUCUUUGCGAGGGAUGAUGCACCUGAAAACCCCCGCUCUUCUGACGGUCCUGGAGCAUGUACCCCUACUCGAAGAGCUGGAGAUCGACGUGGUUGUAGCCGGUAUCCUCAGUCUGUUUCGCAGCCUGACGGUUUCCCAAGGCGACCAGGCAGAUGGUGGGGUGAAAAAGCCUCUUCUCGUCCCCCUUCUCCAUUCGUUUGGCCUUUUUAUUAACGAGUCGGUCACUUACUACGUUGGUGCUGCUAUUCUCGUCAAAGAAACGGCAGGAGUGAAUACACACUUGGUAGCUAUGAUAGCUUCCCGUGGACCUCGCCCCAACUUCCACCACUCUUUCCAUGAUGGGACCAGCAAUGCACAACUUAAGGAGACCCUUCCGACACGUCUCUGUCGCCGUCCUGCGCCGUGCGCACGUCUGUAUGAUUUCAUGGUCGACUGA